This is a messenger RNA of Enterobius vermicularis (human pinworm), 2439 nucleotides long. NCBI's taxonomy places the organism in Eukaryota, Metazoa, Nematoda, Chromadorea, Rhabditida, Oxyuridae. The record is from the annotation of a GenBank genome assembly.
AUGAUGCACUUAUCUGGGUUACUAUUACAGGAUCGGUGUAAUGUUUUAUUUACUGAUGUUGGCGUCGAAGAUCUUACAAAAGUUCCUAAGGGGUCGGUUUAUGACACCACUGCAUAUGUUACUGAGGGCGAUAAUUGGGUUAAUGAACAGACAGAUCACAACGAGGAGUAUACGCUUGUGCUAAAGGACCCGGCAGCAGGGAAUAUUAUGCUCAACCGGUUAAAUGCGUUUAGAAGAAAUCGUGAGCUCUGUGAUGUGGUUUUUUUUGUAGACGAAAAGGAGAUUUUGGCGCAUAAGGUUGUUUUGGCUGCUCUAUCUCCAGCUUUGCUCGAUCUGUUUAUUCGCGAAGGUUGUGACGGAUCAGUAAGUAAUUCUCCACCUCUAAACGCGGUUGGAACUAAACAACUACCGCAUAAGAAAAACAGCGUUCCUUUCCCAACGUCUCCUGUUUUGUCUACAUCCAUGUUAAUAGUACCUUCCAAACAGCCUUUGUCGUACUUUGAGUUUACGCAAGCUGAUUAUACGUGUUUCGAGGCGCUUGUAAAUUUUGCUUAUACCUCAAGCUUAGAAAUAAGCAGCAAGAAGGUUGGAGAGCUGUACAAAACUGCUUUUUUAUUACAAAUGACUCCAGUCAUCAAAGCAUGUGCUCAUUUCCUUGCUCAGAAUCUCAAUGUUUCAAAUUGUAUAGGAAUAAGGAAACAGGCAAAUUUCAAUAACGAUGUCAUGUUAGUCGGAAAAGUCGACUCUUUCAUUUCGGAUAACUUUCAGCAAGUAAUUGAUGAAAGUGCAGAUUUUACCCAAUUACCAUGUAUAAAGGCGCGGAUAAUUGUGAACCUUGAAGAUGUGAAGGGCAGAUUUGGUCUGAAUUUAACGGAAAAGGCUCUUCAAUAUUUUCAAAGUUUACCUACUUACUCCGAUCGUGUCGAACAAGUUAUAGAACAACUUUCUGAGAAGGCCCACUUACUUUACUUGGAAGAAGAUCAAACUUUGCAAGACUGUGCGGAAAUGGAUGAUCGGAGCUCCGUUGGGUCGUGCGAUAUAAUACAGGAUUACAAAAAAAGUGGUGGAUAUCAGUCACGCUCAAAUGGAGGGUCUUCUUUAAGUGCUCCUCCUAUACAGCAUCAUGUUGUGGGGGCUAAACCGGUACACCUAAAUUCAAGUCGUCUGAGUAAUAACAGAUAUUCAUCUUCUGAGAGCUUAAAUUCAGUUUCGAGUACAACCAGUGACAUGGACGAAGAAAUACAGAGCAAACUUAUUGCGGUCCACCAAACCUCUGGAGAUUUUUGGGUCGCGCUUUGUGUACUUCAUCGGAAGCUGGUUACCAUGAGCCUGCAGUUAACUGAAAAUGACGAUAUUGUGCGAACUAAUCGAAAUAAUUUGUGGAAUGGCAUUGAUGCUAAGCAAUCUGCAGAUAUACAACAACAAAGCAUUAAUCAAGAAAAGGCAGCCCUUCUGGCUAGGAUUGUUACCCCGGGUACUGAAAGAAUGCCACUGCCCUCAAUGUUUGAUGCUCGAUGCUCUGUUGGGGCUGCUUUCAUCAAUGGGAAGAUCAUAGUUUGUGGAGGUUACGAUCGUGGAGAAUGUUUGAAAUCAACCGAAGAGUAUGACGUCCUCAGAAGUGAAUGGCGACAUCUGCCUGAUAUGCUUUGUGAAAGAGGACGUUUCGAUGCUGCUGUUGUAGGAGGGAUUUUGUACGCAGUUGCAGGAAGCAAUGGAAACAACGAUUUAAAAACUGCAGAAUGUUACGAUCCGAAGAGUGAAAAGUGGACCUUGAUAAAACCUCUAAAGCAGGCAAGAAGUCAUAACGGUUGCGCUAGUCUAGAUGAAAUGGUCUAUUGUAUUGGGGGAAGUUCAGAACAGACAGUGCUGAAGGAAUGUGAAAGAUAUGACCCAGUAAAAGACGAGUGGUGUGAAAUUCCUCCGUUGCAGACUGCUAGGUUUCAGACCGCAUGUACCAACUGGCGAGGAAUGAUCAUUGCGUGUGGCGGUUGUGAUCGUUGGACGUGUCUGGACACGGUCGAAGCAUAUGAUCCUAAGACGGAUGGUUGGAAGGCAUUACCGAAAUUGAAAACUCCUAGAAGAGGUUGUGCUGUCGCUGUCGUUAGAGAUUCACUGUAUGUCAUCGGAGGUCACGACGGUACACAGUCUUUGAGUUCUGUGGAAAUAUUAGAUCACCCGAGUGCCCAGUGGAGGCUUGGUCCAUCCUUGUUGGGGCCGCGGGCAAAUACUCAUGCUGUAGUGACUGCUGGUAGUGCAAUUUAUGUGAUUGGGGGCUUUGAUGGUACGCAGUUCCUUUCCUCAAUGGAAGUACUUGAUAGUGAAUCACUUGGAUGGAGAAGUUGGCAGCAAAAAAGGACAAGUUUGAAGUCACAGAGUGGUGCUCCAAUCACAGAAGAGGAUGAGGAAGGUGAUGACACAGCAGUUAAUUCCCAGUCAUGA